AUGACGGAAGCAUGGCCGCCCGUGUUGUCUAGUGCCUCAAUGGACCCAGCACAUUGGGCGUAUCACGCUGAAGGAGCAGCCAAUAUGCUUGUGAGAUAUGUUGGUCCACACAUGUGGCCUUUUUGGAAUACCCAAGGCGGUGACGAGGUAAUGGUACUGCGCAUUCCAAAAAAAAUCCAUGCAUCAGACGCAGAGCAGGUACCAGCCGCAGAUAUAUUUCUAUCCCAAGUCCUUGUGCAUGUGCUUCCUUCUUCCUCUCUCCCGUGCAUGCGUCGCUUAGAUAUGGACACUAGUUGGCUUCCCUUUCUACAGGCGCUAGCUGACAAAUGUGAGCCGGUUCGACCCAUAUUCCGAAAAGCUGCAGGAGGUAUGGACAUGUCGACCCCACAUAUCUGGAUGAUGCGGGAUGAUAGUCGACCUCUCCCCCAAUCACGACUUGUGGUGGAAAUUAAGCCAAAAUGCGGCUAUCUUCCCUCGCUUCCAACGACUCGAUACCCCUGCAAGGCCAGCAUGCCAAAGUGCCACAUACAAAAGUUAUACCAACUCGGCCAGAAGGCGCAGGAUGCUGACACACAUGAAUGGUAUAAUCCUCUCGACCUGUUUAGUGGUGAUGAAGGGAAAAUUCAACGCGCGGUCAAUGCCUUAUUGGACGACUGGACGCAUGGUUCAGGGUAUUUGCACAUGUUCGUGGACGGCGCUCGCAUGUCUUUCGGCGACAUUCAGGAGCACAUACCGUGGCUUCAGGUACCAAGACGUCUGUCCUGGCGCAUCGCGCAAAUUCUCACAGAGAAUCGACAUCUUCUCCAUACCCUUGCUCAUCAGCAACAACGCCUAGAUCCCUACGACAUUGAAGGCAUUGCACAGUUAUGGCACGCACGCACAGGCAAACCGCUGAAUUCGACACCCGUCGAAGAGCUUCCGCGCAUCACCCUGGCUGACUAUGCAUUUGUGGCAGCAAACUCUGUCCCCGUUGUUUCCUCCGACAAGGACAUGCACUACGUGAUGGCAGCGUAUUUACUUGCGGCUACAUUGAAAGAUGUCACCCUCUUUAUACCACUCGAUGAUGUCGAAGGCACGCCAAUGUAUCGUGCCAAUCCAAUUGGCGCACGCAUUGUGGAUUUGGAUGCUAAACGUCCAUCCAAGCUAUGUCAGCAUGCGCGAAAAGAUGCUGCUAUGUCAGCCUUUGUUCAUUGUCUCGCCCCGGAUCAGCGUUGCGCCACAUACCUCCGACGCGUCUGA
Molecule: messenger RNA, 1239 nt
Organism: Malassezia restricta
Lineage: Eukaryota; Fungi; Basidiomycota; Malasseziomycetes; Malasseziales; Malasseziaceae
Product: inositol-pentakisphosphate 2-kinase
Exons: 1
Coding region: 1-1239 (412 amino acids)
Biological process (GO): inositol phosphate biosynthetic process
Cellular component (GO): nucleus
Molecular function (GO): ATP binding; inositol-1,3,4,5,6-pentakisphosphate 2-kinase activity
Source: RefSeq, a predicted model, not a curated record